Messenger RNA from Cladophialophora carrionii CBS 160.54, 1383 nucleotides. RefSeq lists its product as uncharacterized. The transcript has a single exon. NCBI's taxonomy places the organism in Eukaryota, Fungi, Ascomycota, Eurotiomycetes, Chaetothyriales, Herpotrichiellaceae. The coding region runs from base 1 to 1383 and encodes 460 amino acids. The record is from RefSeq and is a predicted model, not a curated record.
AUGGUCAAACCCACGGUCCUGAUUGUCGGUACUCCUGACACCAAGCUCGACGAGAUCCUGUACCUGAGAGGCCAGAUCCUCGCCGAGAACACCUGCAAUACCAAGGUCCUCAAUGUAAGUCACAGCACGCCGGCGAAGGUGAGGACGCGUCUGGACAACCUCGCCGCCGACGAGGUCAUCUCACCGCUCGAAGAACAUAGCUCGACCUUGAAAGAUGUGUCCCGAGGUGAAUACAUCGACAAAGCCAUUGAGCUAUGUACGCCCGUGGUGAAAGAUCUGGUCUCCAAGGCCGCCGUCCACGGCAUCGUCUCUGCAGCUGGCAGUAGUGGCUCAUCGCUCGCCACGGCCUUGAUGCGACACGCCUGUCCGGUGGGAUUCCCGAAACUGAUGGUCUCGACCAUGGCCAGCGGCGACAUCAAGCACUAUGUCGAGGAGACGGACAUCACGAUGAUGUACAGCGUGGUCGAUAUCGCGGGGAUCAACUCGAUCCUCAAGCGCAUCCUCUCCAACGCCGCCGCCGCCAUUUCGGCCAUGACCGUCUCGUUCGCCAAAUCUCUCGUGGACGCCUCUGCCGUGGAGGCCAAGGGCAAACGCAUCGCCAUCACCAUGUUCGGCAACACGACUCCGUGCGUGGAUGCCGUACGCCAAAUCCUGACGUCCGCGCCCCACGACGCCUCGGACUAUGAAAUCUACGUCUUCCACGCGACCGGCUCGGGUGGCCGUGCCAUGGAACGCCUCAUCGCCGAAGGACAGAUCGACGCGGUCGUCGACCUGACCACGACCGAGAUCCCGGAUGAGCUCUUCGGCGGCGUUCUCUCGGCAGGACCGGACCGUCUCGAGGUCGCAGCCAAGAAGGGCAUCCCUCUGGUCGUCUCGGUCGGGGCGUGUGACAUGGUGAAUUUCGGCCCCAAAGACAGCGUGCCGGAGAAGUACAAGGACCGCAAGCUCUUUGUGCACAACCCAGCCGUGACGCUGAUGCGGACCACGCCCGAAGAGAACGCCCAGAUCGGCCAGUUCAUCGUGGACAAGCUCGCCACCCACGCGAGCAACCCCAGCGCGAUUCGCGUCCUCCUCCCCGAAAAGGGAAUCAGUAUGCUUGACGCGCCCGACAAACCUUUCCACGAUCCGCACGCCGACAAGGCACUGUUCGAGACGAUUGAAGAGGGCCUCGAGGCCACCAAGAUUGACGUGGAGAGACACGAUCUGCAUAUCAACGACGAAGUCUUCGCAGGCCACGUCGCGAGUGCCAUCCUGGAAGUCAUGGGCGUGACACAGCGGUACUAUCGACUUGCAAACGCACGCCGCCGGAAAUGGAGCUUCGACCACGGCGCGAGCGUCAUGUUGGCGAGGAAGAAUUCCCAGAUUGAGAUUCCCGAUGCCUGA